Messenger RNA from Ictalurus furcatus (blue catfish), 1816 nucleotides. Its product is annotated as F-box only protein 6. Gene Ontology annotation, molecular function: protein binding; ubiquitin protein ligase activity. NCBI's taxonomy places the organism in Eukaryota, Metazoa, Chordata, Actinopteri, Siluriformes, Ictaluridae. Gene Ontology annotation, cellular component: SCF ubiquitin ligase complex; cytoplasm. The transcript has 8 exons. The coding region runs from base 505 to 1281 and encodes 258 amino acids. Gene Ontology annotation, biological process: glycoprotein catabolic process; SCF-dependent proteasomal ubiquitin-dependent protein catabolic process. The record is from RefSeq and is a predicted model, not a curated record.
ACCAAACCCGGAAGUAAGGCGACUGACUACAUAAACAUACCAUGCGUUCUGUGAAAUAAAGUUUGUUUUAAAGUAAUAUUAGGUUAUAUUUUAGUUUAUAAUGAAUUUAACUGAUAAAUAUUACAAAUUGCUUAGGAACCGGUGGGAAGAGACGGGAUUAUUUCCCCGUUCUCCCUAAUUCUGCAGUAGUCGAUAAACGAAUGGAUAAAGUCUUUGGAUUUACUCUAUAUCAUUAAAUAUAGCAUAUAUACAGUUAUUACUGUGGCCGGAUAUUAGGAAAUCCUGGUACUGUAUUCUAGAAAAUAUUCCAGUUAUUUACAGUGUGCUACUUGAUGCUCUUUGCUAGGACUAGUAUAAUACACGUGAUUUACAGCCAUCUACCUGUCAGCGAAUUUUUCCCGGAAGCGCAGACGCGGCUGUAAACCAGAAGUUCUGCUAAACUCUGAGACACGAGACUGUAAUACACGACGACCAGAGACUUCUCAGCUGGCAGAACAGAGAAAAAUGGCUCAUUCAGCACGCAUGCCAUUCUGCCCAGAUCUUCCUCUUACUAUUGUUGAGGAAAUUCUUCUAAACCUACCUGGCCAGCAGGUGAUUAAUGUGUGCCGCCUGGUGUGUAAUGACUGGAAGUCGGUUGUGGACAGCACUGCGUAUUGGAGAAAGCGAUUCCGCAGAGAAGGAUUCAAGCCUCUCAGUAUCCCCAGUGUCCCAAGAGAUUGGCAGACCUCCUAUUUUCUAUGUAAGAAGCGCCGGAAUCUGUUGAAGAACCCCAAUGCAAAUGAGAAUUUCACUGGCUGGACAAUCGUACAAAAUGGAGGUGAUAAAUGGGCUAUAGAAAACGUGAUGGAACCUCAUCCAGAUGAAACUGUAACAAAAUGCUUUGUUACCUCUUAUGGGCGAUGCAUAAAAAUCCAACUGAUCAACCUAGAGAAAGAAGGUUACAGUCCUUUGUUUAUGGAUGAAAUACAGCCCAACAUUGUGAUAUCAGACUGGUAUGCUCCACGCUGGGACUGUGGCAGUGUAUAUGAAAUAUGUGUCGAGUUACUCAAUCGCAGGAAGAAGGCAGUCAAGUUCUUUCAACCUGAGCCAGUGACAUUUCCACAAUGGAAUGAUCAGCACUGGGAGCAGAUCACUCAUACGUUUAAGGACUAUGGACCUGGUGUUCGAUUUAUCCGUUUUAAACAUGGAGGGCAGGACACGCAGUUCUGGGCUGGACAUUAUGGAAUACGGGUUACAAACAGUAGUGUGGAAAUUGUCCCAUCAGCUGAAGGAUAUUGCUAAAAUAGUUAUUAUAGUACACAUGCAGGGGGGCCCUUGGCUUCUGGAGGACCAAAGCAGUUGCCUAUUUUUGCCUAGUGCUAAGUCUGCCCCUAAGCAUCUGACCCCUCAGCUGAAGCAGCAUUUGAUUAGAAAUGUAAUUAGCCUAUAGUCAUGUUGGAUCAUGGAAAGAAACUGGAGAAUCCAGAGGAAACCCACACAGAAAAUGUGAUGCUCCAUACAAACAUUAACCCAAGCUCAGGAUCGAACGGCAGACCCUGGAGUUGUGAAGGAGCACUACGUAUUCAAUAAAACUUUCAAGGUUUUUCUUUUAGUUUUUUUUUUUUAAUUAUUAUUUCAGCUCAAAUAAACAAUCUCCAGUUUCAUUUCUACUGAACAUUUCUACUAAACAUUUCUAAUGAACAUUUCUGCUGAACAUUUCUACUAAAAAUUUCUACUGAACAUUUCUGCUGAACAUUUCUUUUUUUUCCCCCAAAUAUUUUAUUGAGAAGAAAAACAAACGACUAACACACAGCAACAAUCAUUCACAGUUUUUUUU